Messenger RNA from Fonticula alba, 1564 nucleotides. RefSeq lists its product as hypothetical. Gene Ontology annotation, cellular component: nucleus; elongator holoenzyme complex; cytosol. Lineage: Eukaryota; Rotosphaerida; Fonticulaceae. The transcript has a single exon. Gene Ontology annotation, biological process: tRNA wobble uridine modification. The record is from RefSeq and is a predicted model, not a curated record. Bases 1 to 1515 code for a protein of 504 amino acids. Gene Ontology annotation, molecular function: tRNA binding.
AUGUCUGCCGCUGUCGCCGGGCACCGGUUCGAGCUCCUGGCCCCGGGGCUCCUUGGUGAGCUGGCCUCUGCCCGGCCUACGGCCGAAUGCUCCCUCCUAUCGUCGCUGCCCGGGAGAACCGUGCUGCUGGCCGACACACUGGCCGCGCCGGCCGGGCCGAUGCUCUACGCGCGACUGACCCUGCCGAUCGCCCUGCGCCCCUCGAGCCCCGAUGACCCGGUCUUCCUCCGGCUCCGAUGCCCGGAGGUCGAAGAUCCGGCCGAGCUGACCAUCGCCGCGGGGGAGGCCCUCUCCCGGGCCGGGCCCUCCGGCAUCUCCGAGGGGCCGGCUCGGCGGUGGCGCCGACGGGUGCUCUUCUUCCUGGAGGACAUCUCGCCGCUGGUCCUGCGCGGCGAUCGGGCCCAGCCGCACCAUGUGCCGGCUUUCGCCCCGGGGCGGCUGCUGUCGGAGGUCUCCCGAGCCCUGGAGAUCGCGGCGGCCGGGCACUUUGGCCCAGACAGCGUCGAAGUGUGGUCGCUGGUGUCCCUGCCGGCCGAUCUCUUCCGGCCAUAUCUCCUGGCGGCGCUGGAGCGUCCCGCGGCCGCGGUCUUCCGGCUGACCGCCGAGGAUGGUCCCAUCCCUGGCCAGGGCCGCCACAUUGCCAGCACCAUUCCCGGGCUGGAGGCCCCGGAGCCGGUGCCGGCCGACGCCGGGCCCUUCCUCGGGGCCGAUGGCCCAGCGGCCCGAGCCGCCCGGCUGCUGGCCUACACGGCCUCCUCGGGCCCAGGCUGCCCGCAGGCCGGGGCACCGGCAGGCAAGUGGGCAAACACGGCCCUGCGCGUGCGCGCGCGACAUGCAUGCCAGCUGGUGCUGACGCUCAGCCGUCGCGGUGGCCGAUCCGCCAGCCAGUGGUGCCUGGUGGAAACGCUCUUCCUGGACCCGGGGCCUGGCGCCGCGGUCGGCCUGACCCGGCGGCCGCUCGUCGCAUGCGACUUUGCCGCCCUUGCCCCCCCAUCCCGGAACCCGGCCCCGGCAGCGCAGGCAGCUGCCUCGCGGCCGCCGGCGCCAGCGCAGGCAGCUGCCUCGCGGCCGCCGGCGCCAGCGCAGCAGCAGCAGCAGCAGCAGCAGCAGCAGCAGCCUCCCCUCCAGCCGGAGCCAGCUGCCGGCGCGAGUGCCGUGCCCCUGGCCUUGGAGCCGGACGCCGGCUUGGCAGCCGGUCUGGCCGGGGUGUCCUUCAGUCUCGGCCUGUCGGAGGCCGAACGUCGAGCCCGGGCCGAUGUCGAGUUGCCCUUCACCCGGGCCCAAACGGACAGCCUCUUUUAUGGAUCGCCCACGGCCGGGUCCGGGGCCACAAUCGCCGGCACAGGUGCCACUUCCGCUCCUGCGGCCGGCACUCUGCCGGCUCUUCCGCCGGCCGACUGGCUGUUCGGUGUGCAGGUUCCCUGGGCGCCCGGGCCGACGGGACUCAUCGAGUAUGUCUACGACGAGGGAGAUGACUUUGACGAGGACGAGCCCGACGAAGACCUUGAGCUGUAGUAGCUCCCCGGCCAUGUGACAAGCAAUAGAAGAGUACCCUCUCUGUCUC